CAGAAGAGAGAAACAACAAAAUCAGGAGUGGUCGUUUCGAAGACGCAACCCAUCGACUCAUCUUCCUCAGACGAGUAAUCAAAAUCAAAAUCAAAAUCAAAAGCUUCACUUUCGUUCGACCCCUCUCUCUCUCCUCUCUCGAAUCCUUUCUCUCUGAAAAUCAGUCUCCUUCCCCUUCCUCGCAAGCCCCAACACUUAAAAGGCUAUCGACUCCUGCGUCCUCCGAUUUCAAUUUAUUCUCCGAAUCAUAGUUGAAAUUCAGCUUUACCCUGUUGCUGGUGUUCCUCCGACGCCACAAAACUCGAUCUUUUCUCUACAUUUGUGUUGAUUUCCUGAUAGCCCUAUGAAUCGAUUUAGGGUUUCGAGUGCGCUGACUUGGGUUUGAUUGGAUGAAGAAAGAGGGGCAUGGGACUAGAGUCAAUUGGGUGUCUCCGUUGAUCAUCACAGACUCCUGAUUUCUCAAGCUUCUUAGGGUCAGAGAGAGAGAGAGAUAGAAUUAGGUGAUUAAAAUUUAAUCUCAAGUUGCGUGUAUGAGAGAGAGAGAGUUUGGUGUGGUCAAUUGAGAGGUUUGGGUGUUUUUAACUUGUUUCGUUCCGAUCAUGGUCGACAUUGAUUCCGGCGAUGGUGGUCGUGAGAAGGGCUCUAGAGGUGCAUCAACACCGUGGGAGCCAAUUCAGAUGGUUUUCAAGCGUUAUUUUCCGGAGAAAGUGUCCGAUAUCAAAGCUCAAGCAUUGCGUGCUGCUUCGAAGAAGAAGCCGGUAGUGGUGAGACUAACUAGGGGCUUGGUUGAGACAUACAAAAUAUGUAACCCACAGUUCAAAUAUAGAGGCGAGUUGAAUCCCAAGCGGUACUUGACUACUCCAUCAGUUGGUGUGCUCAAUGAUGGCUUUGAUAAUGUCAACUCCGAUCUAAUUCUGGCUGUAAAUGAUGAUUUUUGCAGUUCAGAUUCACGGCAGAGAUACAUUGUCAAAGAUCUUCUUGGCCAUGGGACUUUUGGUCAGGUUGCUAAAUGCUGGGUUCCUGAGACAAACAGCUUUGUUGCUGUAAAAGUAAUCAAAAACCAGCCGGCAUACUAUCAGCAGGCGCUGGUUGAAGUAUCUAUAUUGACAACGCUAAACAAGAAGUAUGAUCCAGAGGAUAAGCACCACAUUGUUCGCAUAUACGACUACUUCUUACACCAACGUCAUUUGUGCAUAUGCUUUGAACUUCUCGACAUGAAUCUGUAUGAGCUCAUAAAGAUAAAUCAAUUCAGAGGCCUUUCAUUAAGCAUUGUCCAGCUCUUCUCAAAGCAGAUCUUACUUGGUUUGGCUCUUUUGAAAGAUGCGGGCAUAAUCCACUGUGAUCUGAAGCCAGAGAAUAUUCUUCUGUGUACCAGUGUGAAGCCAACUGAAAUUAAGAUAAUUGACUUUGGAUCAGCGUGCAUGGAAGAUAGGACUGUUUAUUCCUAUAUUCAGAGUCGUUACUACAGAUCGCCGGAAGUGUUACUUGGGUACCAAUACACUACAGCUAUUGACAUGUGGUCUUUUGGCUGCAUUGUUGCCGAGCUGUUUCUUGGAUUGCCACUAUUUCCAGGAGUUUCAGAAUUUGACAUCUUGAGGCGUAUGAUUGAAAUACUGGGCAAACAGCCACCUGAUUAUCUGCUCAAGGAAGCAAAGCAUACAAAUAAGUUCUUUAAAUGUGUUGGGAGUGUCCACAAUUUAGGGAAUGGUGGAAACUAUGGUGGCCUCAAAAGUGCUUAUAUGGCAUUGACGGAAGAAGAGUUUGAAGCUAGGGAAAAGAAAAAGCCAGAUAUUGGCAAAGAGUACUUCCGCCAUAAAAACCUUGAGGAAAUUGUUAAAGGCUAUCCUUACAAGAUAAACUUGCCUGAAGAUGAUGUAGCCAAAGAGACUCAAAUCCGGUUAGCUCUUAUUGAUUUUUUGAGAGGACUUGUUGAAUUUGAUCCAGCAAAACGUUGGUCACCUUUUCAGGCAGCAAAGCACCCUUUUAUCACUGGGGAACCUUUUACGUGCCCAUACAACCCUCCGCCAGAAACACCUCAUGUGAAUGUUGCUCAAAAUAUCAAAGUGGACCAUCAUCCAGGUGGAGGGCACUGGUUUGCCGCUGGUCUCUCUCCUCAUGUAUCUGGGAGAACCAGAAUCCCGAUGCACAAUAGUCCGCAUUUUCAGAUGAUACCUUAUUCACAUGCAAAUAGUUAUGGGAGUAUCGGAAGCUAUGGUAGCUACAAUGAUGGUACUCUACAGGGAAACAGCUACGGGAGCUAUGGAGAGACCGGCAAUAUGUUUGCCUAUUAUUCUCCUGUGAAUCAUUCUGGCCAAUAUAUGCCAAACAAAGGUGGUGUCCCAAUGCUUGGAACCAGUCCUGAUGCCAGACGUAGGGUUAUGCAGUACCCACAUGGAGGUAGCCUUGGUACAAGUCCAUCUGCUGGGAAUUUUGCACCACUACCCCUCGGUACUAGUCCGUCGCAGUUUACUCCACCGAAUACAAGCAAUCAAUUUUUAGCUGGCUCUCCUGGACACCAUGGCCCGACAUCUCCAGUAAGAAACAGUAGUCAUGGGUCUCCGUUGGGAAAAAUGGCUGCAUUUAGUCAGUUUAACAGAAGAAAAAGCGUUGGAUAUUCUGGAGGUUCUCAGUCGCAGGAUUCUUCCUUGUCACAAGCGCAAGGGCAUGGGAUGGAUAAUUUUUAUCAAAAUGAUGGGUACUCUGGUCAAUUCUCUGGUUCACCUUCACAACGGCAAUUGGAUUCUGGUUUCCAAAACCGUAAGCAGACACAAGGAUGCACUUCAUUAAGUACUGGAUACCCUUCUCAUAAUAUUUCCAACUCAACACUUCGGUCUAAUAUGUAUAACCCUUCCAGUACUGGACCCCAUCUUGAGAAUCCGGAUACUGCCUCCCUAUCUGUGCCUGAUCCAGGAGAUUGGGACCCAAAUUACAGCGAUGACUUGCUUCUACAAGAAGAUAGCGCAGAUGAGAGUGUUGUUGCUAAUGCAUUCAGCAGAGGUAUGCAACUUGGUUCAACAGAUGCCUCCAGUUCCAGAAGGUUCAACAGUAAUUCCUCGACCCCGUCCUCAAAUCCGACAACCCAAAGGAGAUAUGCUCCGAAUCAACCCUUUUCGCAAGUAGAGAUUGGCAGCCCUCCAAGUAAUGAUCCUCAUGCCAGAUUCGGUCAACUUAUGCCAGGAUCACAAUUUACUCCUCAUGUCUCCCAGAACUCUCCAAGUCGCUUAGGGCAGCAACUUCCUCAACGGUACAACCACGGGAGACCAAAUGCUGGAAGAGCUAUGGAUCGGAAUCACAUCAACGCUCAGCUUCCUCCUUCCAACACUAAUUCUGGGGGUCAACGUUCACCGAGAAGUAGCUCAUUCACCAAUGGUGUCCCUUGGGGACGUAGGACUAACCAUCAUGUCCCGAACGUUCCAUCGACGUCUCAUGGAAGGAUGGACUACGGAAGUAUUGCCUAAUUCCGCGGUCUUAACUCUCAUUUAUUUUGUUCUUUCCCUUAGUGUGAAAUCUUCUUUUUGGAAGUUUGGGAACAAAGUUGUACCGAGACAAGAAUCCAAAACUAGUUCAUGGCUUGUGGGCUUUUGAUGAAAAAAAUGCUUAUUCAUUGUGCUCUUUGCACAACAAAAAAGAAGAAAAAAGUAUGUUAUUGAUAUU
Messenger RNA from Eutrema salsugineum, 3654 nucleotides. RefSeq names its product dual specificity protein kinase YAK1 homolog. The transcript has 18 exons. Gene Ontology annotation, cellular component: cytoplasm. NCBI's taxonomy places the organism in Eukaryota, Viridiplantae, Streptophyta, Magnoliopsida, Brassicales, Brassicaceae. The record is from RefSeq and is a predicted model, not a curated record. Gene Ontology annotation, molecular function: protein tyrosine kinase activity; ATP binding; protein serine/threonine kinase activity. The coding region runs from base 600 to 3458 and encodes 952 amino acids. Gene Ontology annotation, biological process: peptidyl-serine phosphorylation; peptidyl-threonine phosphorylation.